Messenger RNA from Anopheles marshallii, 2163 nucleotides. RefSeq lists its product as uncharacterized. Gene Ontology annotation, cellular component: cytoplasmic vesicle membrane. The coding region runs from base 1 to 2163 and encodes 720 amino acids. Lineage: Eukaryota; Metazoa; Arthropoda; Insecta; Diptera; Culicidae. The transcript has 3 exons. The record is from RefSeq and is a predicted model, not a curated record.
AUGUCAGCGGCCGUGCACUUGAUCCACGAUGGGAUGCUCCUCUUCCUGCUGCUAAUCAGUGGACUCAUCGCGCUAGUCAAACCAGUGGCUGGAUCGUCACUGGCACUGUGUGAAGGUGGCCAGACAUGUCUUCCACCGAAGGAAUGUUGCGCCCAGGGUUGCUGCUACCUGUACGCGCCGCCUGGUGCACCUCGUGUACCGAUGGCGAACAACGACCAUGUACUGAGCCUGUUGUUUGUGAACCAUUGGUACUUCUGGUGCUUCGUGCUGGCAAUCGUACUGGCACUGCUCUGUACGUGCUCGCUGUGGAAGAAGAGGCGCCAACUGUGCGGUUGGGACACGUCCGCAAGGCACUCACAGUCGGAGGGUGACUCUGCCGGAUCCUGCUACGCACCGCCACAGUACAGCCGGUGCAACUCGUUCCACAUACAUGCGCCACCACCAUACACCGAGGUUGCAUCCAAACCCGACCUAUACCCGCUCGUCUUUAGCUACACAGACCCGGGCAAGGGUAAUGGUGCCAACUAUCUAAUGGUGCAGUACUUCCGGAACUACAUCGUCCAGCCGGUCGGUUCCAUAUCGGGCACCAGCACGGUCGACUCCCUGAGCUCCAGCUUCAUCUGCAACGCCAACGAGGCGAACACACUAGUACCUCCGCCAUACUCGCGUGCCGCCAGCCCGGAUCUGACGAUGUCGUUCCGGAACUAUCUGAUGCCACGUUCGGCCUCGCAACAGGUAUGCCUUACCGCGUUCGAACGGUCGGCGGGUGGAGCUGCCCAAACCGGACAGCUGCAGGGUUCACGUAGCCAGGCCAGCUAUCAACGGGACGACGAUUCGUUACUCGACCAACACCAGCAGCAGCAGCAUUGCAUCCUGUCACGCGAGCAGCAGCGCGACGAGACGGGCCCGGUGGAUGGCACUCUUGUUACCUCUACAAUCAAUCACACUAGCAUAAGCAGUAACAAUGUGUCCUUAAUGGAGUGUCCGGAGAGUGAGCGUGGUGCCGGUAGCUACCAUCCGCGCAGGACCAAUUUCAUGGACCACGGACCAACCCCGCAGACGAUGAGCAGCAGCACCUCAGCAGCAAACAACCCUGCCACCGAUACCUCCGGCCUAGUGCACUGUGCCGAGCAGCAGCGUAUGGUGGCGGGCUCCACGGAAUCCUUCACAUCACUUCCCGGCCCACCGUUCGAGGUUGGCCAGCAGGCGCACAAUAGCAAUAGCAUACACCCGGCGAACCGAUACACCGGUCACCUGGAUGGUACCAGCGAUAACUGUGAUCUCAACAUACUGCAAGCAACCUUCGACCACCAGCGAAAUACGACGCUGGUGUGCAAGCUCUGUUGCUCCAUGGGCGACAUCACGGCCGGUACGCCGGCUGAUAGGCGCAGCUACCAUACCAAGGAUCUGAGCGCGCUACACAAGAGUCUGGAAACCUGUUGCCACGUUAACCUGCACGGUAAUCGCGACGCGCCACGUCUGUCGAGCCUCCAGCCGACAGACAGUGACGAUUCGAUGCUGCACACGGAUGCGGUGCGCAAACAUGACGCCCGAAUGCGUAACUCGUGCGGUGUGUCGAGUGUCGGUUCGAACGUCUCAAGCCUUGUUAAUCUGGACGCGUCCAGCUCACCGCCAAGAGCGACCAGCCCGACGGCUGAAGUGCGCGAACUGCUCGAACAGAUACGUCUGCUGCACAGCGACGGUACCGACGUGCAAGGUGCCGGCUCGACCGGCCUGGAUUCUGGCGAUGUCCAGCUGUUCGACAGUGAUGCGCCGCAACAGCGGCCUAGUGGCACCGAGCAGCGGCCGCCGGGCGGGCAAUCGAGCUACAGGCGGCCAUCCUCGCUGAUCGGUCGACGUACCAAGCUCUGGUCGAAACCGGCCACCCAACCUGGCGGAAGCAGGGGCAUGUACAUACCAAUCUCCUUCACCCAAAGCUUCAUGGCGCCGGGUACGAGCGGUCGGCAUCUUCGCAGCCCCGCCUCGAUGUCCAGCGCGGCCAGCAGCUUUCUGAACCGUGGCCGUAGCCGCUACUGCUGGCUGUCCAAAUCGGCACCAACAACGCCCGGUGCGGCACCGGGCAGCUUUGCCGGCGGGACGCUCAGUGAUAACCGGCCACUGCUGCUCACCGAGCAGGAGGAGGACGGUGAGCAGAACGUCUAA